Molecule: messenger RNA, 762 nt
Organism: Penicillium mononematosum
Lineage: Eukaryota; Fungi; Ascomycota; Eurotiomycetes; Eurotiales; Aspergillaceae
Product: SDR family NAD(P)-dependent oxidoreductase
Exons: 3
Coding region: 1-762 (253 amino acids)
Molecular function (GO): oxidoreductase activity
Source: RefSeq, a predicted model, not a curated record
AUGGGCCUUCAAGGGAAAAUUGCUAUUGUUACUGGUGCGUCAGGCGGUAUUGGUCGCGCCAUUUCAAUGAAGCUCUCCAAUGCGGGUUGUGUGGUUAUCUGCGGUGACAUCCAGGAGACAACAAAGGACGAUACAUCGUCAACUCAUGAGUCUAUCAUUCAGCAAGGAGGUAUUGCAGAGUUUUUGACGUUAGACGUUACCAAUGCCGAGCAUGUGGAAAAUGCAGUUAAAUAUGCGGUUGAAAGGUUUGGCAGAUUGGACAUAAUGGUCAACAACGCAGGAGUGGCAUGGGAGGGAAAAGAUCCAAAACCGAUAUGGGACUUCCCUCAGGAUACCUGGGACAAGGAUAUCGCUAUUAACUCCACCGGCGUCUUUUUGGGAUGCAAGUAUGCGACUGCACAAAUGAUUAAACAAUCCCCUUUGGCUUGUGGAGACAGAGGUUGGAUUCUCAACUUAUCCAGCGUUUUUGGCUUGCAAGGGUCAGUCCUAUUGGCUGGUUAUGUGGCCUCCAAACACGCCGUAAUGGGUAUCACAAAGGCUGCAGCCCUGAGACUGUGCCCCUCAUCGCAUACAUAUACUGAUACUGCAUUUAUCUCGUCAUUAUCCGCCGACGAACGGUCAGUGGCGGAAAGAUUACACCCAUUUCGUGGAUUGGGGCGGGCCGAAGACAUUGCAAAUGCCGCUUUAUUCCUAGUUUCCGAGGAGAACUCGUGGAUAAGUGGGGUUGGACUUCCUGUCGAUGGCGGAUACACCACUAUGUGA